CGAUUGGCUGCGGGCGGGGCGGAAGGAAGCGUUUCCCAGGAGACGGCCGGGCCGGAGGGGAAGGGAGGCGUGCGAUGGGGUUGCGGUGCUGGCUGCCGUGACCGGCGGAGUUUUUCCAACAAGAAGUAACUACUAACAGCAGCAGUACAGCAGAUUGUCUCUCUCCUCCAGUCUGGUUAUGCAGUAACAAUGGAGACUUCUGAUGAAGAAAACUUUGGUGUAGCCACCUCCUCCCCUUCUGAUGCAGAGUUUGAUGCAGUUGUUGGGUAUCUGGAGGAUAUCAUAAUGGAUGAUGAUUUCCAGUUAAUACAGAGGACUUUUAUGGAGAAGCACUACCAGGAGUUUGAUGACUCAGAAGAAAACAAGCUCAUCUAUACUUCUAUUUUUAAUGAAUAUAUCUCUUUAGUAGAGAAAUACAUUGAAGAAAAGUUGCUUGAUCGGAUUCCGGGUUUUAAUAUGACUGCAUUCACAAUGUCAUUGCAACAGCACAAAGAUGAAAUAGCAGGCGAUAUAUUUGAUAUGCUUCUCACAUUUACUGACUUUCUGGCUUUCAAAGAAAUGUUCUUGGAUUACAGAGCUGAAAAAGAAGGUCGAAGUCUGGAUUUAAGCAGUGGGUUAGUCGUGACUUCAUUAAACAAAUCAUCAAUAUCCUCCUCCUAGAACAGUUUAUGCACUACUUUCCUUCUCCAGAUGAGUGCUGCUGCUUUCAUUUGGACAUUAAAACACUAAAGGUCAUGGGAAUCAAGGUGCUCUUAUAUGAUGAAAACUCAUUCACCCUCCAGCCUAUACCUUCAGAGGCCUGAUCCUAAAAGCAUCUGUUUGUGAAUUCUGGUUGGUGUUCAGUGACCACAGAAGAUGACAAUUUCACCUCUACCAGAGUAAUUGUUUUUAAUAAAUACACAGUAUUUGUACACCAGCCUAACCGUUGCGCAUGCUGAGAAGCCCAGCACACUGAGAGGACAAUAAAUAGACCUGUGCGCGUGUUAUUUGGGUUGGCACCUUUUCCAUCUCCCCAAAAUGUAGAACUUUGCAGAAUCAAGAAGACAGUGUAAGAAGAGUAUGUCCCUCCGGCUCUUGGAAGGACAGGUGUGAAUACUGUCCUUUGAGUUCCUCCCCGUCAAUGUUUUGUUGUUUUGGGGUUUUUUUUAAAUACUUUAAUAUGAUCUGAAGUGCUACAGCUUUGUAAUGGAAGAAUAUGUUUUAAUAUGUAGGUGUUCUCUAGCAUAAGACUGUCUUGUGGCUCUGACAAUUGAUACAUUAGUGUGUAAAUCUGCUCUCCAGCAUUUAUAAUCUUAUCCUUAAUGUGCAAAGUUCUCCGAUUCACUUUUGUUCAGGCCCCAGCUAUUCAACAUUGGGAAAAAUAACCAUGAUAAACCAAAAUCUGGCUUGUGUAUGCAAUUUCUUUCUUUUCGGCAGUGGCACAGCUGUAUUAGUUCUAGUAAUAUAAGCUUGAUGGUAGGUUGGGCACAGACAUGUUUAGCACCAUGUCAUUUACUGCUCUAAAUAGCAUACUGAUUAAAGGGCGUGUUUUUGCUAUUAAACUGUAACUAGUGCAGCAAUGCAUUUUUCAGCAUCCGUUAAAAAAUAGAUGAGUAGCUCGCUGGUGGAGUUGUAGCCGUAAGCCUGUCACAAAACCCCAGGUGCAUCUCUGUUGGUGGUUGGAAUUAAACUGCAUGUGGAGCUACAGGGACCCUCUGUUCUUAUGCUGUUCAGACAGGUUAAUCUGCCACUUAAUGACGUGCUCGGGCAAUGUGAAUAAGUCUUCAAAAGCCUACAAGUAGGUAGAAACACAGGAUGGUGAGCAGAACCCUCCACUCUGUCCCACAGCAGGUUGAUGCAGCAGGGGACAUGGCCUUCAACAGCAGUGAAGGUGUUGAUCAGUGGCUGUCACCUGAUGAGAACCUGGCCUAGACAAAGGAAAACUAUGGCCAGGCCAUUGCAAAUUUUUGUUUGUGGACAAGAAAUGUCUUACAAAAACAAAUGAGAUGAAAUCCUGUUCCUAUUGAUGUCUGACAGUGAUUUCAACAGUACUAGGACUUUGUUCUUCAGCUGAAAUUUGAAUACCAGUAAGACACCUAGCCAUGCAGGCAAAAAUGAGCCAUAUUUCCACUACAAAAUACGAUAACGUUAAACAGGUUUGUGGACAGACCAUAAUGGCUUUUUAAAAGCUGGCUAUCAAUACUAAGUGUAGCAUCCUAGUAUUUUGACUCUGUGUACACCAAAUUUGCGAGUGCCGCAGUAAUUAAUCUCAUUAAGUUUCUAGUAUGUUGUACUCAUGGCUCUGCAGUUUUUUUGUCUGGAAUUAUUCUAGUGCAUUGAAAUCUCCCUUGUAAAGUGCACACACACAGAUACACACACACACACUUCCUUUUAAAAAAAAACCAAACCACCAAGCUAUUCCUUCAGAAGUUUUUUUAAUCUCCUUCAAUAAAUUUGUGCAUGUCAGAUUUGAAUGAUGAAAGCCGGAAGCUGGAGCAAAAUUGCAGGAACUGUCUUUGGGGUUUUUUUCUUUUUUAAAAAGGGGGUUAGAAAUCCUUCUGGGUGUGUUUUGAUCAGAAGCAGUUUUAUAGGCUUUCUGUUCCAGUGAACACCACCGAAGCUCAUUUUGAUUCUCUUUUCAGCAACAGUAACCUGCUAAGGCAACGUGAGUACAUCCCUAAAAAUGCUAAGUUGCAGUGCCUUGGUUUGAAACAUGUGUUCCUGAUCCUUCUGACAGCAGCAGAGUUGGUGAAGCUCCAUCAGCUGGGGUCACCCCACCAGGAUUCAUAGGUUUUUACAGGUCUUCCUACCACCCGUGCCAUAAAAAGCAGCUUUUCCUGUGAGCACAGAAGUUGGUGCUCAGGCAUGCGUGGGCAGUUAGUUAGCAAGCAGAGAUGAUGCUCUGAGAUGCUUAUUCCCAGAAAAAAAAAAAAUUAUGAAAACAUUGGGUUGUGUUUUUAAUACAAACUAGAUACAGCUGUCCUGCCAUGUGAACCCUGAGGUUAACAUCAGAGAAAUAUAAGGCUUAAAUCUCGUUGGUUUUCUACUGUCAGUGUAUGGACUAGAGUUCUUCGGUUAACUCCUUACCUCUUUAUAUAAUGUUGACUUUUUAAUGUCAGGAACAGAUUUUAUCAAAUUUUAAAACAAUCUUGCUGACAUUUUCAUUUUCAAUGGUUGAGCUAAAAUAGUGAUUUGUAACUAAAGCUAAAAAUAUCCCUGUCUUUUUUUUUUUUCUGAAAAAAGUUUUCAUUCUUUUCCUGUUGCAAUUGCUUUAAUUAAUCACUUAAUCUAAUGGCAGUAUAAAUGAGUACCUCAGGCAAUUAUUUUCUGAAGGGAGUUCUGUUGUAUUUUAAGCAAAGUCUCUUGUAAUUUCAGAGCCAACAAGGCGCAGUUGGGGAUGAAUUUGUACUCUGAUGGGGAAUUGUAUCUCAGUGUUUCCUGCAAUACCUUUCUGCCCUGUGCCACUGUCUUCUGUCUGUGUGUUUUCUGUGGGCUGCUGUUCCCAGAAUAACUUGUCCCUCUGCUAUACUCCUGUCACUUGUCCCUGGUUUGAUGCAUUUUCCAUCAGGCAGAGGGGCUUUUUAAAGAGAUUAAAUUUCUCUAUAUAUUGGA
Aquila chrysaetos chrysaetos is the source of this 3591-nucleotide messenger RNA. RefSeq names its product ADP ribosylation factor like GTPase 2 binding protein (gene ARL2BP). The coding region runs from base 190 to 660 and encodes 156 amino acids. Lineage: Eukaryota; Metazoa; Chordata; Aves; Accipitriformes; Accipitridae. The transcript has 7 exons. Gene Ontology annotation, biological process: maintenance of protein location in nucleus; positive regulation of tyrosine phosphorylation of STAT protein. The record is from RefSeq and is a predicted model, not a curated record. Gene Ontology annotation, cellular component: mitochondrial intermembrane space.